Heterocephalus glaber (naked mole-rat) is the source of this 2919-nucleotide messenger RNA. It is a transcript of the gene Htr1d, whose product is annotated as 5-hydroxytryptamine receptor 1D. Gene Ontology annotation, cellular component: plasma membrane. Gene Ontology annotation, biological process: regulation of behavior; chemical synaptic transmission; vasoconstriction. The record is from RefSeq and is a predicted model, not a curated record. Gene Ontology annotation, molecular function: G protein-coupled serotonin receptor activity. NCBI's taxonomy places the organism in Eukaryota, Metazoa, Chordata, Mammalia, Rodentia, Bathyergidae.
GCGGGAGCGGAGCGCGAGCCGCAGGGUGCUGGGAGCGUCGGGAGGUGGGACAGCGAAGCGCGGCCGGCAGAGUCCCCGGGGCAGCGGCUCCCGGAGCUCGCGGGGGUCGCGGUGGAGACCAGGAAGCAGGAUCGGAGGCCAGAAAGGUGGAUCGUGGGUGCCAGCCGGGCGUCUGUUCGCACCUGCCCACCGGGAAGCGGAGCUUCAGAAUACGUGCUCCUCUGGGUAAACUGAUGGUGAUCUAUUUGUUUUGCCUUCUACCAGCUCAUGCAUUCUUCAAGUCUUGGUAACUGGAAUGUUUUGUCUGUUCAGACUCAAAACCGUCAGUGGGACAGAAACCAAAGUUAAGUGUCCCAAGAUGUCUCAAGAUGAACCUGGGAAAGCUGAGCUGUUGCCUGAACUGCUUCUCUGAAUCAGCUGAUACUUUUUGUCUCUAGUUUUAAAAGUUCCCUGGCAGCAAACUGAUAUCCAGAAUCUCCACUGCUUGGGGAUGGGAGAGAUUUUGAAGUUUUCAUGAAACACAUUCAUGUCUCAAACUGUGAACACAACCCAAAUGCCCAAAGCAAGAACCCCAGAGCACUGCCCACAUCUCUCUGAUACGUUAUCUGCUGCCUAACAAACCCAGCAUGAGUCUGCCGGGCUGGACCAUCUGCUGGGCCAAGUUCUAGGACAGCGAUACGUCCCUGAUUCAUCGGGUUUAGGACAGACCUGUAGCUGCCAGCUGGUAGAUGCCCUGGAGUUCUUUAAAUAGCCAAGCCUCGAGGUCUAUGGUCUGUUCUGAUGCAUGGCUCCCACCAGCAUGAAGCAGAGGGAUGACCUUACUCUGUGGCCAGGACAACUGUGAAAGAAGGAGCCCUGUGUGUGGAAGUCUGGGGAGAGACAGCCACCUAGCAUGUCCCCGCCAAACCAGUCAAUAGAAGGCCUUCCCCAGGAGGCCUCCAACAGAUCCCUGAAUGCCACAGAAACCCCAGAGGCUUGGGACCCAGGAAUCCUGCAGGUGCUCAAGAUCUCCCUUGUUGUGGUCCUUUCCAUCAUCACAUUGGCCACUGUUCUCUCCAAUGCCUUUGUCCUGACCACCAUCUUGCUCACUCGGAAGCUCCACACCCCAGCCAACUAUCUCAUUGGCUCCUUGGCCACCACCGACCUCCUGGUUUCCAUCUUGGUCAUGCCCAUCAGCAUUGCAUACACCACCACCCGCACCUGGAGCUUUGGCCAAAUCCUGUGUGACAUCUGGGUUUCUUCCGACAUCACCUGCUGCACGGCCUCCAUCCUGCAUCUCUGUGUCAUUGCCCUGGACAGGUACUGGGCCAUCACAGAUGCCCUGGAGUACAGCAAGCGCCGCACGGCAGGCCACGCUGCUGCCAUGAUCGCUGCAGUCUGGGUCAUCUCUAUCUGCAUCUCCAUCCCACCGCUCUUCUGGCGACAGGCCAAAGCUCAGGAGGAGAUGUCAGACUGUCUGGUGAACACGUCUCAGAUAUCCUACACCAUCUACUCCACCUGUGGGGCCUUCUACAUCCCAUCUAUCCUGCUCAUCAUCUUGUACAGCCGCAUCUACUCAGCCGCCCGGAGCCACAUCCUGAAUCCACCCUCCCUGACUGGGAAGCGCUUCACCACCGCGCACCUCAUCACUGGCUCUGCAGGCUCCUCACUCUGCUCCCUCAACCCCAGCCUCCACGAGGUUCACUCGCACGCCGGCUCCCCACUCUUCUUCAACCACGUCAAGAUCAAACUUGCUGAUAGUGCCCUAGAACGCAAAAGGAUUUCCACUGCUCGGGAAAGAAAAGCCACGAAGACCCUGGGCAUCAUUCUGGGGGCCUUUAUCAUCUGCUGGCUGCCCUUCUUUGUGGUCUCUCUGGUCCUUCCCCUCUGCCGGGACUCCUGCUGGAUCCACCCGGCCCUCUUUGACUUCUUCACCUGGUUAGGCUAUUUAAAUUCCCUCAUCAAUCCCAUCAUCUACACUGUGUUCAAUGAAGACUUUCGGCAAGCAUUUCAGAAAGUUGUCCAUUUCCGGAAAGCCUCCUAGUCUUUAUUUGGUGGUACCUCUUGCUAGCUUUUGUGUCCAGUAACCCAACUGGGAUUGUCUUUUUCAGUGUUCCUGAAACUUGGGUUAAUUCAUGAUAUCUUGGGUCUUGUGCCCAUCAACAAUUGUUCUGUGCUGUUUUCUCUGUCUUCUGACCUUCUGAGCCACCCAAAGCUGGGCCACUGUGUGAAAGAGGCCAGGACUGAAGACUUCCCUUAAUGUACUAUUUCCAAGGUUCCUCUAGGGUGGAAGAAACAUGGCCCACGGGAUUCAGGUGAGAAACUGACUGUGUAGAAAAGAUGCCAGGCUCAAAGAGAGUUUUGUGAGAAAGUUUUGUGGUCUCCCUGAGAUUUGUAUGAGGCUUAGUGGAGGGUAGGGAAGGUUAAUGACCUGAAUUGGAGGAGAUUUGGAAGCCAAGUAGAGGAGACUCCUCCCCUUGGAGCACCCUGAUUAGAAAAUAACACCCGAGAUUUUCUUCCCCUGGAUGCUCCUUACACCACAUCUCUCCCAGUCAGUUGUUCAUGAGGAGAGAGGUGCCAAUGACAGUGAUUUGGAGAGAAAUCUAGAAGGUGGGGCAGGGAAACCAAUGCACCUUUCCUUCUUCUAGUGCCCCAGCACCAUCUUAAUGUUCUGGGGUUAAAACCCACGAUCACUCCACUGAAGAAGACUGGGUCCACCAAGCUGUCAGAAGCUACCAUUCUGAGGUUUUUUUACAUUCCGUUCUCAUUAAAGAUCUUACAGUGUUGAGUCUUAUCAAAUAAAGAACAUGAAACAUCAUUGGCCAGUGCAUCUUUGGGUGAUUUCAAUGUAGAGACCAUCAACUCAGUGUCCCCUGAGUGCCCACCAUGUGCCAGAGCCAGGGGCCCAGGUGUGACAGUGUCAAUGUCAGGACCACUAAG